Molecule: messenger RNA, 933 nt
Organism: Penicillium bovifimosum
Lineage: Eukaryota; Fungi; Ascomycota; Eurotiomycetes; Eurotiales; Aspergillaceae
Product: SDR family oxidoreductase
Exons: 5
Coding region: 1-933 (310 amino acids)
Cellular component (GO): cytosol
Molecular function (GO): oxidoreductase activity
Source: RefSeq, a predicted model, not a curated record
AUGAACACUCUACGGGCUUCAAUUCGAUCGAUUGGACACUUCCGCCGGCUCUCACACCCAUCUACAGCUCCACUCUCUCCCUUCACUUCAACCCUUCACCCAACUGUCAUCCGACGCACGAUGGCUUCCGCAAUGGCAAAGCGCCUCGAGGGCAAGACAAUCGUCGUGACUGGUGCUUCGUCCGGUAUCGGCAAGAGCACUGCCAAGGAGUUUGCGCGCACUUCGCCCAAGAACCUGAAGCUGAUCAUUACUGCGCGCCGUCUCGAGACAUUGAAGGAGGUCGCAGCGGAGAUUAAGCAGGAGGUUGGCGAUGGUGUCCAGGUUCUACCUGUCAAGCUGGACGUUAGCAACCCGGAGGAUGUGAAGAACUUCGUCCCCUCCCUGCCGGAGGAAUUCAAGGAGAUCGAUGUCCUGGUUAACAACGCUGGUUUGGUCAAGGGUAUGGCUCAGGCACCUGAAAUUGCGGCUGAGGAUCUCAAGAUCAUGUUCGAUACCAACGUCACUGGUCUCAUCAACAUGACACAAGCCAUUCUGCCUAUCUUCAAGAAGCGCUCUGAGGGUGGCCGUGGCGAUAUCAUUAACAUUGGUAGCAUUGCUGGCCGCGAGCCUUACUCUGGUGGCAGCAUCUACUGUGCUACCAAGGCCGCUGUUCGGUCCUUCACGGAUGCGCUAAGGAAGGAGCUUGUCGCAUCACGCAUUCGCAUUAUUGAAAUCGAUCCUGGUCAAGUUGAAACAGAGUUUUCCGUUGUGCGAUUCUACGGAGACAAGGCUAAGGCCGAUGCCGUCUACAAGGGUGUUGAGCCUUUGACCGGUGACGACAUCGCCGAGGUUAUUGUCUUUGCGGCCGGUCGUCGCGAGAAUGUCGUUAUCGCCGACACUCUGGUCUUCCCCAGCCACCAGGCUUCUGCCGGUGUCAUGCACCGCAAGUCUUAA